AUGGCUACUUUGGAAACCCUAAAGAAGGUACUCCAUGCAAAGAAUGUGAAUGCUCUGGAAACAUCGAUCCGAAUUCGAUUGGGAACUGCGACAAGUCUGUCAGAACUUCGUUUCGCAGUGAGCCAAAAUAACCAGCUCUAUUUUAGAAUCACAGGAGAAUGCAAGAAAUGUAUUUAUAACACUUAUGGGUUUAACUGUGAGAAAUGCAAACCAGGAUACUGGGGAGAUGCUCUUCUGGACCCGAAAGGAGAUUGUAAAGCUUGCAAGAUGAAUGAUAUGCAAACGGUUGUUUUUAGUUGCUUCGCACCUGGAACACGUCGUCCAAGCCAUGACUAUACUGCUCUGGAAUGUUCGCAAGAUAAUGGCCAAUGCGACUGUUUACCACACAUCAUUGGUUUUCAUUGUGAUCAACCUGAGGCAAGCUUUAACUCUACUUCAGAUUCUAUACAUGGCUACUUCAACAUCAGCUCCGGUGUGGGUGCACAAGAAUGCGGUUGCGAUCCGCUCGGAUCAGAAGACUCCACCUGUGAUCUGAACACUGGUGUUUGCAAAUGUAAACCUGGUGUGACGGGUCGACGAUGUGAUAUGUGUGCUCCGUAUCACUUUGGAUUUGGGCCAAAUGGUUGCCAGUCUUGCGACUGUGAAGCCAUUGGCAGCGAAAGCAGACAGUGUGACGUCAACACCGGACAAUGCUUGUGCCGUGACCAUAUCCAAGGUCGUCGCUGCGAUCAGUGUGUUGAGAAUCGCUACGACAUCAAGUCUGGAUGUCUGCCUUGUGAUGACUGUUAUACGUUAAUCCAGACCAGAGUAAAUGCUUUCCGUGAAAGCGUCAAACUUCUGGACAACACCCUCAAAGAGAUUAUUGAGAACCCUGCUCCGGUAUGGGCGAGUUAAAG
This is a messenger RNA of Cylicostephanus goldi, 896 nucleotides long. The record is from the annotation of a GenBank genome assembly. Lineage: Eukaryota; Metazoa; Nematoda; Chromadorea; Rhabditida; Strongylidae.